UCCCCUCCCUCCGCUUCCCGCGUGGCUGACACCGGCAGCGUGAUGUGAACACAAUGCGAUUCCAGGAACCCCUCGCUUCCUGGAACAGAUUAAAAGGGGCACACAAAAGAUUAGCCAGGAGGCUCCUUCUCUUUUUCUCCCCGCCGAGCCUCUCCACUGGGGCAGACAGGGCCAACGCAGGGCGCUGCGCUCCCGCUCUCCUCCCCCUGCACCCUUAUUUAUUGCUACCUAUUUAUUGCUAUUUCAGAGCGCUCUGGAUGCUUUUUUCUCCCGGAUUGCUCUGAAGGAAGAUUAGUUCCGCUUUACACACAUGUAAUUUCCCUUUUCUCUGGGUAUUUUUUAAACUUUUUUUUGUUGUUGUCUUUCUGUGGAAAGCAGAACAAGAACACUUCAUUUUCUGAAGCACAGAGCGAGAGGGAACGCAUCUUCCCGGCUGAAGUUGCUGAACGCGCUGUGAAGCCUCUCUCGGACAGCCCGAUUCGCUUUCGGCUUGGCUUUUUCUGUGUCUUCAGUGGAAGGCGUUUGCUGGGGCUCUCCAGCCUUCUCUGACUGUGAGCCCCUAACCAGAGGCUGGGACUAGCUUGCUCCGGCAAGGAAGCAAAGAAAAAGGAGACAAGAAGAGAGAAGAGGAGAAAGCAUUUCCUACCACCUUGAAGACUUAAUGCUUUUCCCUUGGUCCAGGAGUGACAUGAUCCUCUGUGUUCAGGGACCUCAUCCUUUGCUGGCGGAGGAAAAGAUCAGGAGACUCUCACUCAGGGGCCUUGUGGUGGAACUGCCAGUGCCCAUCAUGCAGCCUCUCCCAGUAAUGGCCUUCCAGGAGGAGUCUGCACCUGCCUUUGCAGCCCCAGUUCCAGAGAGCAACCCACCUCAGAUCCGAGACCCUGAAGAAGACCUUCUCUGUAUUGCAAAAACCUUCUCCUAUCUUCGAGAGUCUGGUUGGUACUGGGGAUCUAUCACUGCCAGUGAGGCUAAGCAGCAUCUCCAAAAGAUGCCUGAGGGCACCUUCCUGGUACGGGACAGCACCCACCCCAGCUACCUGUUCACACUCUCUGUCAAGACAAACCGAGGUCCCACGAACGUGCGCAUCGAAUACACUGACAGCAAGUUCCGGCUAGACUCCAACUACUUGUCCAAACCUCGCAUCCUGGCCUUCCCAGAUGUGGUCAGUCUUAUCCAGCACUAUGUCAUGUCCUGCACAACAGAAAGCAAGAACGAGGCUCCUUACCCGCCUCCGUCUCCUCUACCUCCCCUGCAGAAAGAGAUGGCAGCAGCUGCAGUGCACUUGAAACUCAUCCGGCCGCUCGGCCGCAAAGACAACAUCCCCAGUCUCCAGCACCUCUGCCGGCUGCGGAUUAACAAGGCUACAGCCGACGUGGACCAGCUCCCUCUGCCCCGGCGGAUGGGGGACUAUUUGAAGCAAUACCCUUUCCAACUCUGAAGCAUGGCCAUUACACCUCAGGCAUGACAGACAGGGACAGAAAUAAGAGAACUUUGUGUCUUUGUCCCGCUGAAGCACGACAUCAGGUGGGCACAGUAAAGACCUGAUUAUCAGCAGAGACUGCAUCAAUAUUUCCUCUCCCUUUCUUUCUGUAUCCAUUCCAGCACCAGGGAGGAGUUGGUUGUUUCAGUGAACAAUGGGACACAAAUCUGAGCUCUGAACCUCAGGCCGUGCCGACAGUGGCUGUGAGAAAGUGCUGUAGGCAUGGUCACACUACUUGAAUUUCAGAGCUGCUGUGACACCGGCAAUGUUAACAUUGUUAUUUUCACUAUUUAUUUCCAUGGCAGUUUCUCUCCUCGUAGUAUUUUAAAAGCACCUUUUACUUUAUUAUUUUUGUUUCUUUUUCUUUUGUGGAAUUACAGAUAGAAGAAAGUCCCCCAGCCAAAUGACAGCCAGAAAUCUGUGGGAAUUUGGAUUCGCAUUCAAAUAGUACCUGUUUGAACCUGUCCCUGUAACAGGUCACAGGAGUCCGUUCAAGUUCCCCCAGACUUCUGGGAUAUGUGGGACUCAGACCCACCUCUGCAGAGGUAAAGAGUACUUUUUAUUUCCCCUUCCUUAGCUCCAAGGGACUGGGUAUCAUAACCUCAAAGCACACUGGUAGCUCCCAGAGAUGCAUUCUGCAUCAUAGGUUGUGGACAAGAGACUUUGCCAAGGAAGCCCUUCUUCCUUGACAGCUCUUAGCAGAGAUUCUCAAUACUGAGCUUGAGCCAGGGAGCACUCAUCCCAUUUUUUUUUGCCUUCCAUCUUCUCAUGUCUAUGACAAAACAUUUAGACACAAGUAAUCAGACCCCCAACUUUCUUAUUUGCAGGCUGGUUUCAGAGCACUCUGCAUGUGGCUUGGGUUUUGAAAGUGCUGUUUCCUGCCAUUACCCUUGCCUCGCAAGCAAGUGGGGGGGUUCAGAGACAGCUCUGCUGAGCUGCACCAGUGACACACACAGAGCUUCAGGAUAUUUAUUUAUUUAUUUGGGGGGGGUUCCAAGUUAGAAGCACCUCAGCAGAAAGAGCUGUCCUUCCCCUCUGCUAACACAACGCCAGACUGCAGUUGCUCCGCCUCUGCCAGCAUUAUGCAGGAAGCACGCAGCUUCAAUCAGAGCAAGGCUCUAGCACACACUGGAAAUCACAGUUCAGCGUUGCUGUUUGCCUAGGUCCAGACCUCUCCUCUCCCUUUCUCUGACCUGCAUGUUGGAUAUCCUUCACUGGAUUCUUUGCUUUGGGUUUACUUCUCACACCCCUGCAAACGAAGCACAAUGGCUUUCCCUUGCUCUUUGGUGGGUAGGAGGGACAAACAGCAGAUGGGGUCUGCCCCAAACUAAGCAUAGACAGGAGCUGCCCCCUCCUGUUAACUUGCUUGAUCCCAUCGCCUUCCUAGCCUGUAGGAGCCAGUCCACACCAUCAAGUGAGAGCACAGAAGGGAACAGAAAAGGUCUGUAGCAAUUAUUUUUCAGCUUCUUUUGCCUCUAAGACCCUGUAACUUGACCAUGCUUGAACCAAUGGGACUGUCUCUCUGAGGCUCUCUGUAAAUUAGAAUAGACAAACCCCAGCUACACCUGAGGGCUGGAAGAGGAGGUGGAAAAGGAUGGGAUAGUGACCCAGGAGACAAGCUCAAAAAAUGGGUGGAGUUUUUUCAUCCUAUCUUAAAGCUGCCCAAAGGGACAAGAUGGCCUGAUGUGCUCAGUCACUGUCCUUGUUUUUUUUCACCACAUUUAUAUAAGUUUGUGCUCUUGUAAGCUUUGGUUUUGAUACUUUGAUGAUUGACAGCGUGCAUGUGUGAUGUCAGAUUUGCUUUUUAUUACAUCCUUCCCCCUUACCCCAUAUGGCAGUAACCGUGGGAAAGUACCAAAUGAGAAUGAAAACUUAGGAGACAACAAGAAAGUGUUUUGGUUUGGUUUCUUAAUGAUAUAAACCAUAAACCACUGAAAAGGCUUCCUUUUAUCCUAACACCUCUGUCUGCCUGAGGACACUGGGAACAAGGGAACCACAGCUCUUGAAGGAGCAGCAGUGAUCUCAGGAAGCCCACAUGGCUCAGCCACAGGCUUGGUAUCUACAGCAAUCAUUUUGAGAAAGGGCGAGUUGUUCAGCUCUGAGACUUGCCUCCUAUUCAAUCUGUUCUCUGUUGGGGUAAGGAGGAAAUUGAGCUUGCAGGUUUGACCACACUGCCCCAGGAGAGCCUAGCUAGAAUGGGAGAAGCAUGUGAAGAGAAUGACUGCCUGUUCCACCCCCAGCAGGACGAUGCAGAGGCUGAGCUGAAGGCUGUAAGCUCACAUGGGCAGGGACCAUCUCUGUUGUAUGUUUGUUCCGCAUCUAGCACAAUAGGGUUCUCUAGGUGCUACUGCAAUACCAAGAAUAAACAAUACAGUUACUCCAAAACCUCAGUUUCUUCUAUCUUGAGACAGUUUGUUAAAAAUCAUUGGACUUGGAUUUUAAAUAAACAUUUUAAAGAUAUUUUGAAGCCA
Pezoporus occidentalis (night parrot) is the source of this 3951-nucleotide messenger RNA. RefSeq names its product cytokine inducible SH2 containing protein (gene CISH). Gene Ontology annotation, molecular function: 1-phosphatidylinositol-3-kinase regulator activity. The record is from RefSeq and is a predicted model, not a curated record. NCBI's taxonomy places the organism in Eukaryota, Metazoa, Chordata, Aves, Psittaciformes, Psittacidae. The coding region runs from base 662 to 1438 and encodes 258 amino acids. The transcript has 3 exons. Gene Ontology annotation, biological process: intracellular signal transduction; phosphatidylinositol phosphate biosynthetic process. Gene Ontology annotation, cellular component: phosphatidylinositol 3-kinase complex.